Tyto alba (common barn owl) is the source of this 525-nucleotide messenger RNA. Its product is annotated as deoxyuridine 5'-triphosphate nucleotidohydrolase-like. Lineage: Eukaryota; Metazoa; Chordata; Aves; Strigiformes; Tytonidae. The transcript has a single exon. Gene Ontology annotation, molecular function: dUTP diphosphatase activity; magnesium ion binding. The coding region runs from base 1 to 525 and encodes 174 amino acids. Gene Ontology annotation, biological process: dUMP biosynthetic process; dUTP catabolic process. The record is from RefSeq and is a predicted model, not a curated record.
AUGACUACACCCAAUUUACAAAUAAAACCUCUGACAGUAAGUGAGACCUUGACUUACUGGGAAAUUGUUCCGGGUGCGAUGGCCCCUUACCGGGCCACUCCAGAGGCUGCAGGACUAGAUCUCUAUGCAUUGGAAUUGAUCAGAAUAAAUCAAAAACAGAUGAAAGUUAUCAAUACUGGGAUAGGAAUUAAAAUUCCUCCAGGACACUUUGGUUUGAUAACUGCCCGUUCGAGCCUAGCCUUGAAAAGUAUUCAUGUCAUGGGAGGAGUGAUUGAUGCAGAUUAUCAAGGAGAAAUUAAAGUAAUUCUGUUAAACAAUGGUGAACAAGAUUUGAUUAUCCAUCCCUAUGACAGAAUAGCACAACUAUUGAUACUGCCAGUUUUGAAAGCAAUUGUGAAAAAAGGGGAUCCACCUCAAGUCACCACUUUUCGUGGAGAUAAAGGGUUUGGAUCAAUUAUUUCAAUAACGGAGCUAAAGUAUGGGUCCAGAGUUCAAGCGAACCUCCUGAACCAGCUGAAGGAAUAG